Sabethes cyaneus is the source of this 11833-nucleotide messenger RNA. RefSeq names its product E3 ubiquitin-protein ligase lubel (gene LUBEL). The coding region runs from base 243 to 11612 and encodes 3789 amino acids. Gene Ontology annotation, cellular component: LUBAC complex. The record is from RefSeq and is a predicted model, not a curated record. The transcript is spliced from 22 exons. Gene Ontology annotation, biological process: protein linear polyubiquitination. Gene Ontology annotation, molecular function: ubiquitin protein ligase activity; linear polyubiquitin binding; K63-linked polyubiquitin modification-dependent protein binding. NCBI's taxonomy places the organism in Eukaryota, Metazoa, Arthropoda, Insecta, Diptera, Culicidae.
GGUGGUCGCGCGCGGCGUUAUAUAAAUUUCCCCUGGGAAAAGUCGUUGCAGAUAUCCGCCGGAUACCGUACGAUAGUGCGUUCGGCGUUCGACGAUCGAUUUGGCAUCCGUUAUCGUGGACAGAUUUCACUGGAAGCGGCUUCAAUCCGUUAAGAAAUAAGUUCGAAGUUCGGCCAAAAGUGAAAAAAAAAGUUAUUUUUAUUAAUAUAGUGCUCCCGGGAAAUGUACUGCGCGUUCAUAAGAUGAGUGGUAACGUACCGCAACGAGCACCAACGCCUCCGGCCAUGGCAAACCAUCCAGCGUCUAAGUUUAGAGGAUCGAGAACUAUGCCAUCAUGGGUGACUGAUAGUAAUGAUCGGGUUGGUCCACCGCCACCGGCGCCACCGAUCAACGUCGAUCCAGAGUACGAAGUUAUUGAUGUAGCAAAUCAGCAAUAUUCCAAUGCGCCGCCUCCAAUUCCUUUAAAAUCACCGGAUAUCAAGCGCAUGACUGUCUUAAAAUGUGAUCUGUGCGGCUCAGUCACGCCCGUUGUUCGCUGUAUUCAAUGCGAUCAAAAUCUUUUUUGCGCAUCCUGCGACGAACGCUAUCAUCGUCACCCAAAACGCCAAACACAUUCGAGAACGCCCGUAGAGUUGCAAAGCACAACCGCGGUGAAACCCCCGCUGCCGCCGAAAGGUGAUGCUGGCACUAGUGGGCCCCUGCCGCCGCCCAGAAGAAACAAACGCCCCGGUAGUUUCCUCUUCCCUAGCCCGCUGCUGGGACGCAAGCAGGAUGCGGAACAGAACAUCCCGACAACCGUACCCCAGGGUCCCGUAGGAAAUCCACCACAAAAGCCACCUCCACCGCCGCCCAGUCCUGCACUAUCACUACGCGAGAAAAUGAACUCCCUUAAACGUUUCAUCCAUCCGUCGAAUAGACCGUUACCAGAUCCACCCGGUCAAAAAACUCACUCGUCAAAUUCAUCACUGGAUUCGAUCUCUAAGCACUCAUCUGGUGGCCCUCCAUUUCGAUCAGUAUCUAGUACUAUGGAGAAGAUUCAGAACAAUACAGCUGCAACCCUGGAUCGCAUGACCUUGCUUCAGCAACGUUAUCGGCAACACCAGGAAGCAAUGAAGGCUGACAGCGAUCGAAGCCGACGUGCAAGUGUUUCUUCAAAUACGGAUUUACAGUCAUCAGGUCAAAUAAUUCGUACAAAACCACCUUUAGUUCCAACGACACUACAUCACCAACAACAACUACAGUUACAGCAACAGCUUCAUCAGCAACAUCAUGCGCUUCAACCGAGAUGGAUCGAGCCUCCAACACCCAGAAUGCGAUCUGGCAGUGUCGCUUCGGGUAUCAAUUUGCUACCCGGUGCAGUGUCUAAUGAAUGUAAUCCCCCUAGCAUUAAUCCACCGUUUGUGUCCUCCGUACAGCGUCCCGAACAAGGAGCAGUGCCUGAGUCAGGGCCGCCGAAUCCCCGUAGUACGUCUGUGUUUAAUCUAAACCAAAUGCCGGCACAGCAGCCGAAUAUGUGGGGAUUUUCUCCCUUGCAGCAGGCACAAUCAAUGGCUCACAUCAAUUUCAACCAAAUGCAUUGGAAUCAAAUGAAUCCAUGGAUGGCUGGUCAAGCACACAAUGGUUCCAAUGUCAGUCUGAAUCUACCAUCUUCUCAAAUGGGACACUAUCCUCAUGACCAACCGGGUUAUCCGCCAGGCUGGAAUAAUAACUGGGGUGGCAUGUAUCCGUACCCGAUGGGACUAAUGCCAAUGAUGCCUGGAAUGGGCAUGCCUCCACCCCGGUCAAGAGCUCUUUCACGGUCCCGGGCGGCAUCACCAGCACUAAGCGUCAAGUCCAGAAAAUCCACAAUGUCGAUGCGUAACUUACAGCGCAACAGUUACAUAGACGAUCUGACGGAUGACGAAGACUCUGAAGAAGAGUUCAUUCAAUCUCGCAACCGCCGAGAUCGUAGACAUCGGGUGGACUCAAGUAGCAGUCUCGAUUUUGACGAACCCGAGCCAGCGCCAUUCGUGCGAGCUUCAAGCGUCAGACAUUCGCGUUUCAAUCGUGAUCGUCGAGGUGCAUCCUCAGCUAGAUCACUCAUUGAUUAUCCCGUAAGUCAGAAACGAGAUUCACAACGUUCGCGGUACGAACGUGACGAGCUUCUACGAGAUCGUUUCGAUAAGAUGUCGUUGUCGUCACCUAGGAAAGUUUCGGACUUCCCUAAUGAUUCGGACCGAGACAGAUCAAAUAACCUUAGAGCAAACAAAGAAAACUUGAGUUCACCACGCAAGAUAGCUUCCGACUCACUGACCAAUGAUUCCGAUGUGGAUCAGGAAAGGCGUCGUCUUAGUAAGCAACGAACACCCAGUAGUGUUUCGUCGCCCCGAAGAAUCGCUUCGGAUUCCUUGACCAAUGACUCUGAUGCCGACCAACAGAGACGCAAGCAGCAAUUGCAGAAAAAUAACACACCUACGGCGACGUCGUCGCCAAAACGUCCAGAAUCAGAUUCCGUUACAAAUGAUUCCGAACCGACACAGCAGAAAGCCAAAACGAUCGGAAACAGGAAACUUUCGGAUGCUGAGAAAAGCAAACCGACAACAAAGACUACCAAGUCAGGUCGUUCUACACCCAAAAAGAGUCCAUCCGAUUCGCACACUCCGGAUACGGAUGGCGAACAGAAGCGAAGAUUUCAAUUCAAGAAAACGGUCAAAAAACAUUCUAGUACGGAAUUUAUAGCGAAUGAUUCGGACGCCGAAUUAGAACUUCGUAAAGAGGCGAAAAGAAAGAAUUCCAACGUAGUCCAACAAUCGCCGGAAGUUCAACCACCCAAAGUACCUGACGAAGAGGAUCAGGAAGUUCACAACAAAACAGUCGAGCUCAAGAACCACAUUAACGAAUCAAAAUGUGAGCAAGUGGAAUUUGCCGUAGAGGAAUCACCCCCACCGGCAAUCGUAGCUCCCGAUCGUGAGUGGGAGUGUGCAUUCUGUACCUACGUCAAUGAAUCCGGUGUCAAAAUAUGUGCCAUUUGUUGUAAAACCGUGCGCUCGGAAGCAAAAACAGACGCUGAUAUUCCACGAUCACCUCCACCGGAUGUCGUGCAGGAGCCACCUUUCGAAAAGCGAACCGUUCAAAGACCGAAAGACGACGUCGACAAACCGCUGCAAUCUACCAGAGAGGGCGGCGGCGGCGGCGGCGAUACGAAGAAGAAAGACUAUGAUGAUGAUGAAAAGGAAAACGGUGAUGAAGACUCAAAUAAUAUUUAUGAAAAUUUUGUCGAGGAAAAUCCAUUCAGAAAUCAGGAGUUUCAAAACAAGUCCGCUGAUACAGUUAGAAAUUCGAAAAAUAGUGGUGAAAUUAAGCAAAAUCUAGACAGUGAAAUGGUUAAAGUGAUGAACAAAGUAGUGAAGGAAAAAGUUUCGACCGGAUGUGGUUCAUCUCCACCGCGUGAUUCCAACUCGCAGGUGAAGUUUCCCAGCAACAGAGGUUACGUUUCUACCGACAGAGCAACGAUAGGGACUUCACCACCCCCACAAGAUAUGUCCACUCAGACCUACGACACCGUUGAGGGAAUUCGAGCGAAAGCCCAAGGCGACCAGGCUUCGGUUGAGGACAAUCUCAUCGGCAAACUAACAUCGCCGUCAACGGGUAGCAUCUAUAAACGAUCCCAUUCGGUCACCACUGCGCCACAACUGCUACAAGUGGCCAGUCCCCGUUCCGGCAGUCGACUAAGCUUUUCGAGUGACACUCAGAGUCUACCACCGUCACCGCACGAACUGAGCCCGCAACCACUACCGCAUGCUCAGCAAAAUGAACUUCCACAGAUCAUGCCACCUCAUCCGGACGCAAACAUGUCCUAUUUGGACCGUGCCAUUCAUCAAAUCAUACAAACUGCUGCCGCCAAGACCAACUUCAGCACCGCUCGUCCGCUCGAUCAGCACAAGUAUCGUGCGAUGAGCGAUCUAAGUCGCAUCGAUAAUCUAACGCCAACUCAUGUGACCCUGAACGAUCUACUGACGCAACGGCAAGCGCCAACCAACACCAUGGGCGAUCAUUCGGAGGAUGCUGCACGGUUGAUGGAAUCUAUGAAUAUAGAUGAGUCGAACAGUUCCGCAGGUACAGAACUAAAAAAUCUCCUAAAGGAAGCAGAACACUACAAGUUCACGGCUGAAGAGCUGCAGGCAGCUCUUGAACAUUGUAAGGAAAAGCAUCCGGUGCAAUGGCUUCGUGAAAACUGGUCGAAACUGAUCGACACGGUACAGACCCUGGCUACUAAGUAUGGUCACGAAAAAAGGGAAAAUACGAUUGGUACAAUAUCCACGGUGGAGGCUCGUGAGGCUCUGCGCAAGCACAAGGGUAACAUUUGGCAUGCCAUCACAGAAUGUAUCGAGCAGCGCCAAAGAAAGUAUAGUGAAAUUGCCUCGAAAGGUAACUAUACUAGAGAAGAUAUUGUGACCAGUCUGACGGCGCAUCAUGGAAACCUAGAACUGGCAAUGUUGGAACUGAGUAAAACACAGCUAAAACCCUUUCUGAUGCGCAUCUGGGGUCCAUCGAAUGGUGCCGAAAACGAUUCCGGUAACAUACUUCUGCAUCAGGCGCUAAGAGAGGAUCGGAGUGGAAUCAGCAACGAAAUUCAGGAGUUUAUCAGUGUGCACGUUGAAAAGGAAUUACUUUCCGAAGCGAUGAUGAGUUCGGCAAACGAGAAGGUCGAAAAAUCUCAGGAAAAUGUUAACCCAGGUUCAAUCCCUAAUGGGAAACACGAACAAUGUGACGGCAUAUCGGAGACUACUAACCACGUUGUAACUAACGGCAACGAACAACAUCCGGCAGAAGAGGACUCUAUUCCGUCAAAUACAGCGAUUCUGAAGGAUAUUGAAAAAUUGAUCGACCAAAUGGAAAAGAAUCAGGCCAACCAAAAUGAAGCCGUACUGAAGAACAUUCAACAAUUGUUGUCCAAAUUGGUUGACCGCAACGAUUCGCGUCCGUCAUCGCAAGCCUCGGUACGUUCAGAUUCAUGUGAGCGAAUUGUUGUGAAAAGUCCAAUUCCGUUACCACGUUCCAUUGAAUCGUCCGUUGAUGAGACCAAGCCUAUCUACGAAGACAUUCGAAAGUUUAUGACAGAAAACAUUCAGGAAAUUCUUCCAAGUCUCGUCGGUCAGGUGCAACAGGAACUCAGCUCUGUUACCUUCAAAGCCGAUCGAACAUUGGAAGAAGACAUCAAAGAGACGCUGCUGAAUGCACGGUACUCGGACGAGGACUACAAAAACAUUCAUAAUUUCCCAUUCAAACGAACCAUCGAACCAUCACACGACUUUCCGAAUGCGACCGAAAACAAAGCAUCGAUAAAAUUCCCGACCAUACAGGAGGAAGAGAGCGAGUACGCUAAUAUUCAGAAUUUCCUCAAACGAGCAAUACGGAAUGAACGAUUGACUUGCGAGUUCGAGCAAUACCGAACGCAAAACUAUAGGUUUGACAGCAGCUCCGACGAAGCUAGGAUGACCGCUGAGUCUACUGACUAUUACGAUAUUGUGACGGUGAAUCAGAAGAUCCAACAGCUAUUAAGCAAACGUGAGAGCAGCGUUGAGUCAGAAGCUGAAUCGAUCGACUCUCAGCGUGAAUUACGAAAGUUGGAAGCAACAUCGGAUCAAAGUUCUGCCGAAGAAGAGAUCUAUGCUAAUGCACCCGCAAUAAGCGAACAUUUAUCGAAAGGUGAAUCUGUCAAACCGUCAUUGGAUGAUCAAACUAGUGAUAAAGAUUCAAAGCUGGAACAAACUGUAUCGGAAAAUAAUGUCGAAACACAAGCUGUCCCUACCAUACACGUAGAUUACGUGGAAGACACGCUACACGGUGUUGAAGAUAGGAAAACAAGCGAACACGAAAAUGAAACGUCACCCGUACCCACUGCUGAGACUAAAGAAGUGGAAGACGUUGUCGAAAAACUUACAAAAAUCGAGCAGGAGCUCACAACGUCACCCGAUAAACGCGUCAGUGAUGUUGAAGAAGUAAGAAACAUUAUCGAAAAACUAGAAAAGAUCAAGCACAUACUCGGCAUGUCACCGGAAACUGACACCAAACCAAUUGGUCAUAUCGUAGAAGUUGCUGUCGGAAAGAUCGAGCCAAGCGAAAAUGAGCUCGAGCUUGCACCGCAAAAAUCCGUCGAAACCAUUGAUCGCACUGUUGCUGAGCAGCUGGACAAAAACGAGCAUGAGCUUGAUGAAACGUCACCUAACGAACCCGUCAUUUCCAUUGAUCAUAUUGAAGAAGUUAGACAAAUUGUCGGGAAUAUAGAAAAAACCGAAACAGAGCUAGAAACGUCAUCCGAUAAGCUCACUAUUGUCGCUCCCGUUGAUCAUGUCGCAGAAGUGAGGCAUAUUGUCGAAAAGAUGAGAGAAGACGAACGUGACUCUCACAUUGAGCUGGUUGAAGAAGUGAAACAUGUUGUCGAGUCCCAGCAUGAGUUUCCGACGUCUUCGGACAAGCCAGUCUCACAUGUCAACCAUGUUGAAGAAGUGGAACAUGUUGUCGAAACUGAGCAUGAGCCUCCUACGUCCUCGGACAAGCCGGAAACACAUAUGAAUCAUAUUGAGUUAGAGGAAAUUGAGCAUAAACCUCAGCCUUCCUCGGACGAGCAAGUCACACAUAUCAAUCAUGUUGAAGAAGUGAGACAUGUUGUUGAAAAGUUAGAGAACAUUGAGCAUGAGCUUCAUACGGCGGCAGACAACCCAAUCACACCUGUUAAUCACAUCGAAGAAGUAAGACAUGUCGUUGAAAAGCUAGAGAGAAUCGAGCACGAACUUGAAGCACAACCUAACGAGUCUGGUACAACCAUUGAUCACGUACAGGAAAGAAAAGACAUUGUAAAUAAUGUUGAAAGUCUCGAACUGGCGCGCAUUGAUCACGUGGAUCAGCUGAAGCACGUUAUCGAAAACAUCGAAGAAAUCGAACAUCAACUUGACAGGCCGCUCGAUGAUCCGGAAACCCACCAGCUCACAUUGGGUCCUUCCGUUGAAGAACACUCAGUUGCUGUUCAAGAUAAGAUAGGGGAAACUCCUUCCAAUCGUAUUCCAGUUAACGAGCGUUCCGCGAACAGUAUUCGCGAUAUUUCUGUUAAUGAUGCAGGAGAAACGACCACCGGUCUUCCUCCAUCGAACACUGAAGUUUCUACAACCUCCGAACAACCCGCCGAUUUAGUCGAUAGCCAAGAUCCGGUUCCUUCGAGUAGUGAAGUCACUGAUCCUCCCACUCAAAUUGCCAUCCCCACCACUGAUCCAGUCAAUAAUACUCCGUCCCCGUCAAAUGACCCUGCCUCCCCACAUGUUCCGCAAGGUUCUAGCGCUUUGCCACAAGCGAAUCAAGACCCACCAAAAGACGGUACGAUCGCUCCUCAGCCGUCCAGACCAUCAAACAACCUGUCCGAUUUGGUACUAGACACCAAACGGUUGAUACAGCAAAUGAAAGAUGAAAUCGCCUCCGAUAUGGCAACGAUGCAAGAUGAGGACGAAAUCUACGACGGCGAGUACUACGAAGAGGAUGAAUAUGAGGAAUGGAGCGACGAGAAUAUUGAUGAGUGGGAAUCGAAUGAGGAGUACGACGUUGAUGAGAACGGAGACUUCUACGAGUACGAGGAUGAAGAUGACGACGGUUCAGUAAUGUUCAGUGAGAUUGCUCCAGAGGAUGUUCAUCAUCCGGAAACUGAGGAGCCACUAGAGCUCAUUGAAGAUGGAGAGAUCUUCGUAGGAAAACCAUACCUACCAACGCUUAGUUUAGCGCUGGUUAGGGAAAUUGAACGGAACAGUGCCUCGGAGGUCAGUGACCUACCGCUGGACAGUGACUUUAACGAUGCGCUUAGCGUUAUCGAACAAUCGGUAGGAGAAGUUUCUGACAUCCUUGACUUGGCGGUAAGAGGAUUGGAAGAGAAUAAUCAUUCGGAGUUUGAGGAAAUGUCCGAAGCGGAAACUGUGCACAACAGUCCGGAGGUUAGUGAGCUCAGUGAGGUGACGUUGGUAGCCGAUGAUGUAAAUGAAUCUACCGAGGCAACCUUGGUGGCCGAAGAAAACCGAAACUUCAACACCAUGAAACAUGUGCAAUCUUUACUGAAUGCCAAAACAGUUAUUGGACAAUUUAUCAAAUCUUCACAGAUGGUUGAACACACAGAAUUGCAACCGGAACCGAGCGAGCUGCGCGAAGCAACUGAGGAAGGAAUCGUACAACCGGUUGAACUUCUUACGCAACACGUAGUUCAAGAUGAAGUUCUUACUGUUGGCACAUCGAGAGAUGUGGAUACCGAAACAGAAAAAACAACACACGUGCUGGAUGCGACUAUUGAAAUGUUGACCUCAGUAGCACGGGAUCUUAGUGAACAACUGCGACAAGUCUCAUCAGUUUCCGAAGAAAACGACGCUGUUCCAGACACUGUAGAAGAAACGACCAUUCCAGAGUACGCCACUGUAAUUAAAACCAAAACUACCGGUGGUUUACAGAUUGUCGCUGCUGAUCAAAAAAACAUCCAGGAAAGUACCAGUCCAACGAAAGCAGAUGACGCUACUCUUCAAAAAGAAUCCAAUGAGACUGGCAGAGCUGAGCAUUAUGUAGCUGAAGGUUACAGUAAUACAGAUAUCAAUCAACCACAUUCCUAUGUUAUCCCAGCACACAUCACAAGAUCAAACGAAGAAACGAAUGUUGAAAGUGGAGCACAAGUUGACUUAACAACAAAUCAUGAAUUUACGGUGGAAAAAGUGACCGACGUUAUAUCAGAUUCUACAAAACGUUUAUCUACGAGCGAAUCGGAGCGAGCUAACGUACCCUUAUCGGAUGAUCAUUUUGUAGCUAUUGGAAUUGAAAAUCUGUUAUCACAAUCACAAACCAUAAAUGCAGGAGCAAUUAAUGAUGCACAAGCUAAUGAAAUAAUUCAUAUGUCUGAAAUCAAGCAGCACAACAGUACCAAUGAGGACGGGGAGAGAUCUUUCCAGGAAGACGGGCCUUCCAGACCGACGCAAAUACUAGCGUCGAAAGGAGUCAGUGAACAACCGAUUGUUGCGAAUGCUGAGGAAACCAACGUUUUAGAAAUACCUAUCAUCAACACUCAAACAUUGCCGAAUAAAAUAUUUGCUUCUAAUUCAACAUGCACAUCAGAUAUUAGAAACAUUGGCGAUCAACCUGUUGGUGAAACAAUGACAGUCACUGCAAAUAAUGAAGUUCUCUUGUCAUCUGAAAAUUCCACAAGUUCAGAUCCAGCAAAGCUUACUAACUUUGAUUCAAAUCACGCAAAAACACAAACUACCACUAUAGAAGCGAAUUCAGCAGUGGAUAGUGCAAAUCUAACCCAAACCAAUAAGCCUUCAGUUGAUGAAAACCAUGCUGUUGAUACUAUUGUCAGUUCUGCCGACCAAAAUGGACUAACUCAUCCCAUCGCUAACGGAGAAACGUCACGAAAUAUUCUCCAAUCAUCUGAAUCACGAGAGCCAUCCGAAGAACCAUCAAGCUUCAUAGAAAUUCAACCUUCGGAAGUGAUCAUUCAUUCUCCAGCUUCAAAUGUGCCACUAAACCCUUCACCACCACCGGUAGAACUGGUAUCUAACAUCUACGAAAACAUUGAAAUAAUUUCACCCAAACAAGAAGAGCCACCACCUAAAUCGAGCAAACUUUCCCUAAAAAUACCCACCUCAAAGAGCAAUCAAAACAAGAAAACACCAACUCCACCCACUACCCCACAGUCGCCCUCCGGCGCAAAAACAACUAAAAUCACCAAAACCAAGCCAAAAGUCACAGCCUCCACUACCAACACCACCACUACAGACACGAAGAAAAAAACGUCCACCGCAUCCGAUUCCUCUAGCCGUAGAAACUCUCUCCGCAAAAGCUCGGUCGGCGGUCCGUUCGGUCCGGUACUGACUAACACCGUCAAGAACAUGCAGAAGGAGUUCCUCAGCAAGACGAACAAAGACUCAUCCAAGUCCGCCAUCAGCAGUAGUGCAUCGAAACCAAAGCCAUCCAAACUGGUACAACCGAAGGCAUUCAUUAAUAAUAAGCUUACCAAACCCGUUGCAUCCACUCAGCCGGCGAACGGUGAAGCAGGCAGCAAUAAGAUUACCGAACCGGGAUCGUCACGCUCAACGCCGGGCCCUGCAUCGGGCAAGGACACCCCAAUCGGAUCUCGGGAAGGUUCGGUCACUUCCGAACAACGGCGUAAACUCCGCAAAAAGUACAUGGAGACCUGUUUCAGUGAUGACUACAUCACUUCGGACGAUGACGAGAACCUGACAACCGUUACGGAUACCGAGAGCCGAACCAUUAUUCGUUCUUUGGUGAAACCAUACGAACCCAGUGAGGAACCGUUGGAAGUUCAAGCCCGUCGAAUCCUGGACGCAGGUCAUGUUCAAUCCUAUCAGCAAGCUGAACUGGCAGUUCGGCUGAUUGAAAUGCGCUACGCGCAUGACAACGCCAUCUGGGCGGCAACUCAGUGCCACACUAUUGAGGAAGCUAAGGAUCUCCUCCAGAAGGAAUGUGAACUUUGUCUCGGUGUCUACCCGAUGAACGAAAUCGUUUCCAUGCUCAAAUGCACCCACUCGUGCUGCUUAGACUGCGCUAAAGUUUACUUUACCGAAGAGAUCAUGCAUCGUUCGAUCACCAACUGCAACUGUCCGUACUGCAAGGAACCCGAUCUUAACAACGCUGACGUAACGGAAGACGACGUGCUGGAAUAUUUCUCCAAUCUGGAUAUUCUACUCAAAAACAUCGUAGACGAAGAAGUGCACGACCUGUUCCAGCGCAAGCUGCGUGAUCGUACACUGAUGCAAGAUCCUAACUUCAAAUGGUGCGUUGACUGUUCUUCCGGAUUCUUCUCUCGGCCCCGCCAGAAGCGUCUCAUCUGUCCUGAUUGCGGGUCGAUCACGUGUGCCUCCUGUCGCAAGCCGUGGGAGCCCCAGCAUGAGGGCAUCUCGUGCGAAAAGUUCGCUGCCUGGAAAGAAGCCAACGAUCCGGAAUUCCAAGCGCAAGGUGUGGCUCGUCACCUGCAAGCUCACGGUAUCAGCUGUCCGAACUGCCACUUCAAGUAUUCGCUAUCCCGUGGGGGCUGUAUGCAUUUCACCUGUAUACAAUGCAAAUUCGAGUUUUGCUUCGGUUGUAACAAACCGUUCAUGAUGGGCGCAAAGUGUGACGUUUCCCCGUACUGCGCCAAACUGGGACUGCACGCUCAUCAUCCUAGAAAUUGUUUGUUUUAUCUUAGGGAUAAGGACCCACGGGAAUUGCAAAGCCUGCUAACGAUGCACAACGUAACCUACGAUACGGAACCAUCGGAAGUUCUAAAACGGGAGUUCAUGCAGAAUGCAAGCGCACUGAUGAGGUGUCCGAUUCCUCUACAAAAAGAAACUCCGGCCGGUUUGAUGGAUACGAUCUGUAACGGUGACGUUCCGGACGGUCACGCUGGCUUGUGCAGAACGCAUUACGUUGAAUAUUUGGUAGGCGCGGUAUCCAAGGCACAAAUCGAUCCUCUGCCAAUCCUGGACCUAACAGAUUGCGUCCAGGAAUUGCGCAGGCGGGGAAUGCCACUACCGGAACGCGGUCCCUGGGAUACCGACGAAAUCUACCGCGAAAUGUGCCAAAAGAUCGUCAAGGAGCAAAUUCCACUUAACUAGAUUCCUGCUGGAGAGAAAAUUGAUGUCCACACAGAAACUUCAUCGUUAUUCUUUAGAACGGAUCGAUCGCAAAAAUCAAGCAGUCGUCUCAUUUAUAUCAUAACAUAGACUUUUUAAAUAAUCAACCACUAAUUUUCGUAGCAUCCAAAAUUUUACACGUUGAAGUAAGGGUUCUGGUACACUCUCUUUCUACUAUAUAUUUUUUUCUCAAUCCUUGGCUU